Sycon ciliatum is the source of this 3205-nucleotide messenger RNA. RefSeq names its product serine/threonine-protein kinase dyf-5-like. NCBI's taxonomy places the organism in Eukaryota, Metazoa, Porifera, Calcarea, Leucosolenida, Sycettidae. Gene Ontology annotation, cellular component: nucleus; cytoplasm. The transcript is spliced from 15 exons. The coding region runs from base 872 to 2539 and encodes 555 amino acids. Gene Ontology annotation, molecular function: ATP binding; protein serine/threonine kinase activity. The record is from RefSeq and is a predicted model, not a curated record. Gene Ontology annotation, biological process: protein phosphorylation; intracellular signal transduction.
ACUAAUAGUACUUAGUAGAUAGCUCUCGCCUGGGUACUGGCUCUCUCCGUCACACUGGCAACUAUCACGUCGCAUGCCGUAACAGAACCAAGCAUCGACUAGCUGGCAACGGAAGAGCAAACUGAACACUCUUCUGUGCUUGUGGACUUUUAGACAUCGGUUUCCAUUAGAGUAGAUCAAACUUGCAGUCCACGUGUCUACAUUAUUGGAUAUUGGACAUUGGACUGGUGACUGUCAUUCAGAUACUUAUGUCUUUACUUGACUUGCCUGUUCACUGACUUGAGUUGAGCUGAAUAGUGAACUACCACUAACGUUCCAUUUGUUUUGUUCGAAGGCGAAGAGUUUUCAUUGGAUCCGUUGGGGGCACCCUACAUGCAGUUGGCAAGGAACACGUUAGUCAGGUGCGGAUUAGCAACAAAGGCAAUAUACAAGCUAAGCUAGCACCUCUCUAAGCCUGAGCAUCGGUUAGGAAGGUGAUCCCAAGACUCCAGGAGUCGGAUACCGGACCGUCUACUCGUUAUUGUGUUCGUGGACGUGCUCCCUGAACGGUCCGCUCAUGCCGGCUGACACCGGGCAUUGGCAACCUCAUCCGUUUACCCAACGAACGCGACUUUACUGUUGUUGUUUUCUUCAUUUGGAUUCGCUAAACCUAACGGAUAGAACUUCUGUGUGAAUGGCUGGGUCAGGCGCUUGUGUCUCGCGAGGAAGUACAGAGCUACAUAAUCAUUGACAUUGAUAGCCUAUAUAUGCCGCAUGAAGACUGGCACGCGGCGACACUCAGCAAUCAGUUGUGUGGUCAUCAACAAAGACACGGUGAUUCGCGCAAGCAAGCGGUCAGUCAGUGAGUGGGUACACUCACAAGUGUUAGUCGAUGGAUAACUACCGCGUCAUCCGUCCGUUGGGCGAUGGGUCGUUUGGAGUCGUGAGUUUGGCGACCAGCAAGAAAAGUGGCGGAAUGGUGGCAAUCAAGAAGUUUAAACAAGGCUAUAAGAACUGGCAAGAAGUGAUACAACUGUCUGAAGUAAAGUCGCUACGGGCCUUGAAGCAUAUCAACAUUGUCAAGCUCAUUGAGCUGUUUCGGCAAGAUGGCAACCUCUACAUGGUCUUCGAGUACAUGAAGAGUAAUCUAUAUGAGCUGCUGAAGGACAGAAAAAGCUACGUUCCUGAAACGACUGUGCGCAAUAUCAUGUACCAGAUUCUUUCUGGUCUCUCCUACAUGCACCUCAAUGGCUAUUUCCAUCGUGACCUCAAGCCGGAAAACAUUCUAUGUUCAGGGGUUGACAAUAUCAAGCUCGCUGAUUUUGGCCUGGCAAGGGAGAUCCGCUCACGUCCACCAUACUCAGAUUACAUCAGCACACGAUGGUAUCGGGCUCCAGAGGUGAUUCUCAGGUCAAAAAAUUACAACUCACCCAUAGACCUAUGGGCUAUUGGUGCGAUAAUGGCCGAAGUCUACAAGCUCAAACCGCUAUUUGCUGGUAGCAGUGAAUUGGAUCAGCUCUACAAAAUUUGCUUAGUGCUUGGACAACCAACUCAGAAAUCCUGGAAAGAAGGCUUCCAACUUGCAGCAACCUCGAGGAUAAAGUUCCCAGCAACGCCAUCUAUGAACUCACUUGACAUGGCAGUGACCCAUGCCAGUAGAGAGGGACUGGAGCUGAUGUACGACUUGCUGAAAUGGGAUCCCAAGCAGCGUAUUACAGCACCACAGGCACUACAAAGGAAAUUCUUUCUGGUUGGUACAAAAGGUUCUGAUGAAACUGGUCCACCACAGGCCACCCGGACAAUGCCGGGCGGAGUAGCAUCAGGAUUUGGGGGAGUCAGUUCAAUAGUCGGAGAGAACAAGCCAGCUAGAAAACCUGCUCCCCGUCAGAGGAGGGACAGUGAUGAUGAUGAUUUCGAUUGGACUCCACCCGGCUCAGCAGACAAAGAGACCACUGCUGUAGAUCAACCUGCAGGCCUCUAUUCCAAAUUGUCGCAGACUUCCAGCUUUCGCUCCCCAAACCAGCCACAGGCACACGGUGGAGCGGCUACAUCGGCAUAUCCCUUUCCAGGCGCACCUGCUGAUGAUGCCCAGCCGAGGAUGGGAGCCCUGAAUCGGAAAGAGAAAGAACUCCCUCGAAGGGAAAGUGUACAGUCGAUCGUCUCGAAUUCUUUUGCAUUGGGCGGCACCAAUGCGUCCGUGUCAGCUGCUAACUAUUAUGUUGCUAAAUCACGUUACACUCCAGUGUCAGGUGGAUCACGCAUUCCAAAGUCGAAAAUUGCCUUGUCCCACCAGCCUUCAGUUGGUCGGCUACAUCAACAGGCCUCAAAAGUGAAUACAUUCACUCUACCAUCGGGUGCCGGGGAAUCUGCUCAAGCUUCAAGUUCUUUCGAAAACCGCUGGUCCUCCAGGCCAUCCUACCAGCAGCUAGAUCUGGGAUUUGCAAAGCAUGCCAAGGAGAACUCGUAUGCACACUCAUCUCGAGCGCCAACAAUGCCUCUUGGCAUGACCAAAGCAAAUCACCGCACCGAUUGGUCUGCAAAGUAUGGCGGCAGAAAGUAAGAUGAUCGAAUUGCAAAUCUACGACCAAAAGCCUAACCUGAAGAUGAGAUGGUUGUCAAGAAGCCAGACUAUUCACUCCCGUUGUUGACUACUCUUGCACCCGCCAGCUGUGUAUCGGCCAUGCGGAAGUGAAGACCUCUAGACUUGGUACUGGUAUCUUGGUACAUGCCACCGGUAGAUGCACAGAGAGCUCUCUAGCUGACCGGUACUUGAAUCAGCACACUACCACGGCCAAUUUCUCUGCCAAUAGCGUAAAUGUGUCCCUGAUACGCACAUGCUAUGAUGGCAGCCAUGUUUGCUAUGGCAACGGGCGCCAUUCAGUGCACUCUGGUGUCCCUCCCUCAAGGCUUCAACCCACAGAAUCAGCCGCAGGCACAGAUCCCGAUACAGGCGUAUACAUGCCCUAGCCGUUGAUCAUUUGAAGUCUGUGACUGCCUGUUUGAUUUCACGACUACUAUUCUGUACACUGUGAAUCGAAGUCAGUUCUGGAUUUCUUUCCCUUUGCCUAUUGUGACUCGUUGUUUGACUCAAUCUUGUAUCGCCAGCAGUAUAAGAAAUCUUAUCAAUCUAUUCACGCCGUGAUCGGUUUAUGCCCAGAUGAACGCGCUUGUAAUCCACAUGCAUCAUUAUGUCCAUCUUGAUUAUAAAACUUGCAAUGCUGUUAUA